Molecule: messenger RNA, 960 nt
Organism: Trypanosoma rangeli
Lineage: Eukaryota; Euglenozoa; Kinetoplastea; Trypanosomatida; Trypanosomatidae
Product: oxidoreductase
Exons: 1
Coding region: 1-960 (319 amino acids)
Molecular function (GO): dioxygenase activity
Source: RefSeq, a predicted model, not a curated record
AUGACAACGGCGGCUCUUCCCAUCAUUGAUGUCUCCCCUCUUUUUGGGGACGGAGGGGGCGUGACUGAGGUAGCGAGGCAGAUUGACGAGGCGUGCCGCACCUGGGGUUUCUUCUACGUUGUCGGGCACCCCAUUCCACGUGAGCGGUUUGAGCAACUCACGCAGAUGGCGAACAGCUUCUUCUCACUCCCACUGGAGGAAAAGUGUCAGAUCGAUAUCAAGAAGAGCCGGCACCACCGCGGUUAUGGCGAGGUGCUUGCGGAGCAGUUGGAUCCUUCGGCGCCGCAGGAUUACAAGGAGACGUUUGACAUGGGCUGUCACCUGCCGGAGGAUCACCCUGAUGUUGUUGCGGGAAUGCCGCUGCGCGGGCCGAAUCGGCACCCCACACAGAUCAAGGGCUGGAGUGAAUUGAUGGAGAGGCACUACAGUGAGAUGCAGCAGUUUGCCCUCGUCCUCCUGCGUGCCCUUGCAGCGGCUAUUGGCAUCGAAGAGGAUUUUUUCACCCCUCACUUUGUGGAGCCACUGAGCGUGUUCCGCAUGAUUCAUUACCCUGCGCUUGACGAAGGGAAAGGCGAACGGCUGGUGUGCGGCGAGCACACGGACUACGGCAUCCUGACACUGCUCUACCAGGACAAGAAUGGGGGCCUGCAGGUGCGUGGUUUGUCCGGUGAGUGGAUUGAUGCCCCGCCGGUGGAGGGAAGUUUCGUCGUGAACGUUGGGGACAUGAUGCAGAUGUGGAGCAACAACCGCUACCGCUCCACCCUGCACCGUGUCGUGAACCCCGGCACCGACCGCAUCUCCAUGCCGUUCUUCUGCGAGCCCAACCCCAAUGCAGUGAUCGCAUGUCUUGCGAACUGCUGCUCCGCGGAGAACCCCGCCAGAUACCCGCCUGUCAAGGCCUCGGAUUGGCUGCAGAAACGCUUUGCGCAGACGUACGCGUACCGGAAGUCCAUGCCGUAA